Messenger RNA from Angiostrongylus costaricensis, 228 nucleotides. The record is from the annotation of a GenBank genome assembly. Lineage: Eukaryota; Metazoa; Nematoda; Chromadorea; Rhabditida; Metastrongylidae.
UUGUUCCAGGUUCUGUGGUGGCUGACAGCGUAUCGAUAUGGCUGGUUUCCUCUGUUCAGCACGCGAUGGCAAAUGCCUGUCGUCAUGUUGCUUGGCUCUACCGUCUCCGGCAUGACAUCUGAAGGCGGAGGAGCCGUUGCAUUUCCUAUUAUGACGCUGUGUCUUCAAAUCGAUCCACUAACGGCUAGAGACUUUUCCUUGAUGAUACAAUCAUUCGUAAUGCCAUAG